Messenger RNA from Saxophila tyrrhenica, 1143 nucleotides. RefSeq lists its product as uncharacterized. The record is from RefSeq and is a predicted model, not a curated record. Lineage: Eukaryota; Fungi; Ascomycota; Dothideomycetes; Mycosphaerellales; Extremaceae. Gene Ontology annotation, cellular component: Ino80 complex; nucleus. The transcript is spliced from 2 exons. Gene Ontology annotation, biological process: chromatin remodeling. The coding region runs from base 1 to 1143 and encodes 380 amino acids.
AUGUCAGACUCGGAGUCCACCAUGGCAGCGGGACCACCCCACCCCCAUCUCGGCGGCAAGUCGCUCCAAUCCCUGGAACGGCCGCGGUACAAGUCAUGGCGCAAGAAGUACAGGAAGAUGCGCCAUCACUUCGACGGCGUUUUGGAAGAGAACAAGCGCGUCUUCAAGGACGAGCAGAAGCUGGACGCCAUUGCCAAGCGGCUGCGAGAGGAGCUUGACGGCCUUCUCGAACUAUGCCUCGACCUCAACCAGAACCCAGCAAUCCCACCAGAACUUCGCUUUGACAUCACCUACCCGGGCGACCGCACAGCCGCUCUGAACGAGAUCGAGCCUGAUAUCAGCCCAGACAAAGCCGAUGGCCUGUUCGUCCACUACAACGCUCAAGUCCGGACUGCAAACUUCGGCAAUGCGAAUCUUCACAGACUUCGCGAGCAGAUUGAUGCGAGGCUGGCAGCACAAGACGUGGAGUCGUUGGAAGCGCUGGAGAAGAGCGUGCCGCAGCCCGUGCCAUCACCGGAUGACUCUGCGGGGGGCGUAACAGCUGAUGACACUGAGCUUGGAUCAUGGCUGGGUGCGGAACAGGAAGACCAGCACCUCGCUCGCAUGGACGCAAAGUUCGGCCCGGAUCACUACACUUUGGCAUCCGCUGCCGACAAGUCACGAGAGCAAGACGUACUGGCAAAGGAGGGCAAACACUGGGCUGAGCUUACACCCCGAGAGUUGGAACGUCAGGUCGAGUUGCAGAACCCGCAGAGUCAACACAACUGGCUCAAGAUCCACCACAAGAACACCAAUCCUGGUGACGACGAUGCGGAAAGCGUAGCCAGCCACGACACUACGGCCAAAGCUCCGAAGAAGCGACCAGGCAAGGACAAGAAUUUGGCCAAACAAGUCGGUGACCGUGCGGUCGUCAGGGCACGAGAAGGCUGGAGCCCUUCCGCUGGGUCAGCGGCAAUGGAAGAGGACGAGCUGGUGCUGGAUGAAGGUGCAGCUGGUGGGAAGAAGCGGUCGCGUGAUCCGGACGGGACGUACAGGCUCAAGGGUGGGAAAGGCGGGAGUAGUGCCGUGAAGACCAAGCGGAAGAGGAGCGGUGAGGACCUGGGUGGUGCUGGGUUGAAGAAGGCGAGGGUGGAAGGGGAUUGA